Molecule: messenger RNA, 3013 nt
Organism: Amphimedon queenslandica
Lineage: Eukaryota; Metazoa; Porifera; Demospongiae; Haplosclerida; Niphatidae
Product: E3 ubiquitin-protein ligase SMURF1-like
Exons: 19
Coding region: 112-2580 (822 amino acids)
Biological process (GO): proteasome-mediated ubiquitin-dependent protein catabolic process; negative regulation of BMP signaling pathway; protein ubiquitination
Cellular component (GO): cytoplasm
Molecular function (GO): protein binding; ubiquitin protein ligase activity
Source: RefSeq, a predicted model, not a curated record
GUUCCCGGCUGCGGGCGCGUCAAGUAGACUGCAACUUUGUCGCCAGUAGUUUGUCGUUCCCCAUUCUAUAUUGUCUCUUAAAAGGGAUGCCAAAUAGUCUGGGGGUUCGUCAUGAACAGCAGUAUUGUACAUCAACAGCAACAGCAGCAGGAGAGUCGAGAGCAGGAGCAGUGCCCACCGCUAGCCACUGAUCAAACAAGAAGAAUGAAGCUCAGGCUUACUGUUCAUUCAGCCAAAAAUUUGGUAAAGAAAGAGCUCUUUAAAUUGCCAGACCCUUUUGCAAAGGUAGUAGUUGAAGGUAGCGGUCAGUGUCACUGCACAGAACCAAUCAAAUCAACAUUAGACCCAAAAUGGAAUCAACAUUAUGACCUGUUUUUGUGUCGGUCGGAUUCCGUCACUAUUAGUAUUUGGAACUCUCGUAAGGUUCAUAAACGUCAGGGAGCUGGGUUCCUUGGCUGUGUCAGGCUAAACCCAUCCAGCGUAAAUCGCCUUAAAGACACUGGAUAUCAGAGACUGAACUUGGGGAAGAACCUUCCUAAUGAUGAUGAAGCUGUGCGUGGACAGCUAAUAGUUAGUUUGACAUCUCGUGAACCAUCUUCACAAGUCAUUCCUUCUCCUUUGAUAUCUUCUUCGUCUCUCUAUGAACUGCCCGAAGGUUGGGAAAGGAAAAGGACACCUCAUGGAAGAGAAUACUUCAUUAAUCACUACACGAGAACAACACAGUGGAACAAGCCGACAAGACCAGGCUAUGAGAGUGUCCAAUCCUGCAACCCUACCAUCGCUAACAUUACAACUCAAAUAGAUACCAAUUCCCUUGUACCUACGUCUACGUCUCGCCCUUCAAGCAUGCACAUUGAGUCGACCGUCGUCCAGUCUCCGUUGUCAACGUCGGGUGGUGAGCGUCCGCUCAGUACCCACGGGAUACCCUCUACUUCUGAGCUUAUGGAUCUCGGCCCUCCUCCUUCCCACCCUCCCCCCACAACUUCUCUGACUACGACUCCUCCAGUCUCCCCUAGAGCAAACUCCCCCAGGCCACAAGGCUUGGAUGCAGCAAGACAUCAAAUGUACAUGAGAAGAAACACAUUACAUCACGAGCUCCAGCUACCUGAUGGAUAUGAACAACGCAUCACUUCACAAGGUCAAGUAUAUUUCAUUCACAGAGAGACAGGAGUCAGUACUUGGCACGACCCUCGCUUCAGGGACAUGGAGCUAGGCUCGUCAGACUUAGGUAAUUUACCCGACGGCUGGGAGAUACGAUAUACGUCAAACGGACGUAGAUAUUUUGUCAAUCACGCAAACAGGACGACACAGUUCACUGACCCGAGACUAUCUGCCAUUGUUUCUCGUCGUAUACUCGUUGCCGCCAGUCAACCAGAGUCCAAUCAACCUCCGUCCCUCUAUCAGGGCCUCGUGCCUCCUCCGGCCGAGAAGAGAGACCUAGUUCACAAGAUGCAUCGUCUCCGAUCUCAGUUAAACGCUCUCCAAACUCAAGCGGGUCACUGUCGCAUCGAGGUAUCUCGUGAUAACGUCUUUGAGGAGACCUAUCGUCAAAUCAUGAGACAUAAAGUGAAAGACCUUAAAAAGAAGCUUCUUGUUCGUUUCCGUGGCGAGGACGGGUUGGAUUAUGGUGGUAUAGCCCGCGAGUGGCUGUAUUUGUUGUCUCACGACAUGUUGAAUCCUUAUUACGGGCUCUUCCAGUAUUCAAGGGAAGACGUGUACACGCUUCAAAUAAAUAGAGACUCUGGCGUCAACCCGGAGCACCUUUCUUAUUUCUAUUUUGUUGGGCGGAUACUGGGAAUGGCAGUGUUCCAUGGUCUUUACAUUGAUGGAGGCUUUACCCUUCCUUUCUAUAAACAACUUCUUGGUCUCCCUGUCUCACUAGAAGAUAUGGAGAGUGUUGAUCCUGAAUUAUAUCGAAGCUUAAAGUGGAUGUUAGAGAAUGAUAUCGAAGGAGUAAUAGACACAACAUUUGCCGUCGAGCAUGACCAAUAUGGUAAACUAAUGCUCCACGAGUUGAAAUCAGAAGGACAGGAAAUCCAGGUUACCAACGAGAAUAAAGACGAAUACGUGAAUUUGUAUGUUCAAUGGCGCUUCAAAGCCGGCAUAGAGAAGCAGUUCAUUGCCCUUCAAAGAGGAUUCAACGAAAUGGUAUCUGGUCAUCUCCUAAAGUCAUUCGACGAGAAGGAACUGGAACUUAUUGUGUCCGGUCUUGGUAAGAUUGACGUACAAGACUGGCAACUGAACACUCGCUUGAAGAACUGCUCGCCGGACACUGAUCAGAUAAAGUGGUUUUGGCAGGCUUGUCGAUCGUUUGAUGAUGAAAUGAGAGCUCGUCUGUUACAGUUUGUGACGGGAUCGUCUCGAGUUCCAUUGGAAGGUUUUAAAGCUCUUCAAGGGUCUACUGGUGCAGCUGGCCCAAGAUUGUUUACGAUACAUAUGAUCAAUACGUCAACUGAGAAACUACCAGAAGCACACACCUGUUUCAAUAGGUUGGACUUGCCUCCUUACGAAUCAUACGACAAACUAUUUGAAAAACUAAGCUUAGCUGUCAAUCACACCAUUGGUUUCUAUUCCGAAUGAGCUCAUCCUCCAGUUCUCACAAUCUGUAAUCAUAUAAACUUUCAAAUAACCUCCCCCUCUCUCUCUCAGCACAUCUCUCAUUUGAUCAGUCAGUGUUGCUGCUUCUAUUCUUUUUUGAACAACUUAAUAGUCAUCUCUUUUUUGUUUGCGCUACUCUUCUUUUUGUAUAUCUUCAUUCUCUUUUGUCAUCCGUUAACAAACAUUCUGUAUUAUGUUUGCGCGAGCAUACAUUAUACCCCCUUUGUUUGUAUUAGUUAUUGUUUGUUGUUGUUCUCUGUAACUAUAUACAUAUAUAUAGCUAUAAAUAAUGCAAAACAAUCUUUAUAUAUUACUUUAUUAUUAUUGUUGUUGUUGUUAUUUACUUCUCUUUUAUUCCAUGAAUUAUUAUUAUUAUUAUUAUUAUUAAAUUGAUUAUAAAAGAUAGAUAAAUAGA